Messenger RNA from Aureobasidium uvarum, 1046 nucleotides. The record is from the annotation of a GenBank genome assembly. NCBI's taxonomy places the organism in Eukaryota, Fungi, Ascomycota, Dothideomycetes, Dothideales, Saccotheciaceae.
CGGUUGAGACCGUCAAGAUUGAAAGGCCUGCAUGUUUUGAACAGCGGAAUGACCUCGAGAUGGAAAAUCAGGAAACCGAUGAGUUGCUAAAUGAGAAGGAACCCCUCGAUGAAGAAGGCCAAUACGUGCUUGCUCCAGAGAAGAAACCAUCGAAAUUGUUGUCCUGGAUUGCCGUCAACAUUAUUGCCACUACAGCCAUCGUCUUCAUCAACAAGUCCAUCUUCGACGACCCUUCCUUCCGUGGAGCCCAGGUCUCUUUUGCAACCUUCCACUUCCUCGUCACGUUUGCCACUCUUCAUACUGUGUCAUCGACGAGAUUCGGCUUUUUCGAUCGAAAGCGAGCAGCACUUCGGGACAUCCUUCCGCUUGCCGCAGCUAUGUGCCUGAAUGUCAUCCUCCCGAACCUCUCUCUCGCCUACUCGUCUAUCACCUUCUACCAAACCGCCAGAGUCUUACUGACGCCCAUCACUGCGUUCUUGAACUACGUUCUGUACCAGAAGACCAUCCCAAGAAAAGCUGUAUGCGCUCUGGUUCCUGUGUGUGCUGGCGUGGCUAUGGUGACCUACUUUGACGUUAGGCCUGGAUCCACGAGCAAAGGGACAAGCUUUUACGGUGUCGUCUUCGCCAUGAGCGGCGUUCUCAUGAGCGGUAUCUACACAUGUUGGAUUGGCCACUAUCAUCAUAAGCUCCAGAUGACAAGCUUACAAUUACUCCACAAUCAGUCGCUGCUUGGAGGAAUAUUGCUCAUAUACCUGAUACCGUUUGUAGAUACUCUGCCAGUCUUUAGCGAAGUACCACUGCAUCGCUGGAUCAUGAUCUUGAUGAGUGGUCUCUGUGCAUGCCUCCUCAACCUCUCUCAAUUCGCGAUCAUCGCCGGGGCAGGUCCGGUGGCCAGCACUGUGGUGGGUCAUUCCAAGACCGUCACUAUCGUGACUUUGGGUUGGAUAUGGACUGGUAGCGCCAUCAGCGGCUACAGUAUACUCGGAGUCGUGAUAGCGAUGGCUGGUGUCAUCUUUUACUCCACGGCAACAACCAUGUACAAGAAA